UCCAUGAAGAAUAGCACCGAGGUAACCGAUUUCAUCCUGCUCGGACUCACAGCUGACCCACAGCUGCAGGUUCCUCUCUCCGUAAUCUUCACCUUCACUUACCUCCUCACUCUGCUUGGGAACCUGGGGAUGACCACGUUGAUCCUGCUGGACUCUCGUCUCCACACACCCAUGUACUUUUUCCUCUGUAACCUGUCUCUGGUGGACUUUUGUUACUCGUCCACCAUCACUCCAAAGGUGAUGGCUGGGCUCCUGAAAGCAGACAAAGUCAUCUCCUACCAUGCGUGUGCCGCCCAGAUGUUCUUUUUCGUCGUCUUUGCCACUGUGGAAAGUUAUCUCUUGGCCUCGAUGGCUUAUGACCGCUACGCAGCAGUGUGCAAGCCCCUGCAUUACACCACCGCCAUGACCACAAACAGGUGUGCUUGUCUUGUCGUAGGCUCUUAUGCCUGUGGUGUUCUGAAUGCUUCUGUCAACACUGGAGACACGUUCAGUCUCUCUUUCUGUGGGUCCAAUGUGAUCCAUCACUUUUUCUGUGAUGUUCCAGCAGUCAUGACUCUCUCUUGCUCUGAGAAACGCAUCAGUGAAAUGAUUCUUGUUCUUGUCUCAAGCUUCAAUGUCUUGCUUGCACUUUCUGUAAUCCUGAUUUCCUACCUGUUCAUAUGUAUGACAGUUUUGAGGGUGCGCUCACAAGAGGGGUGCCAGAAGGCUUUGUCUACCUGCGCUUCUCACCUCACUACUGUUUCCAUAUUUUACGGGACUGUCAUUGUCAUGUACAUACAGCCCAGCUCCAGCCACUCCAUGGACACAGACAAAAUCGCAUCUGUGUUCUAUACGAUGCUCAUCCCCAUGCUGAACCCGGUGGUCUACAGCCUACGGAACAGAGAAGUCAAGAGUGCGUUCAACAAAGCUGCUGAGAAGGUGAAAGUUUCUCUAGAUGUUCUCUUGCUGUAG
This is a messenger RNA of Odocoileus virginianus texanus, 951 nucleotides long. RefSeq names its product olfactory receptor 5B2-like. NCBI's taxonomy places the organism in Eukaryota, Metazoa, Chordata, Mammalia, Artiodactyla, Cervidae. Gene Ontology annotation, molecular function: olfactory receptor activity; G protein-coupled receptor activity; odorant binding. Gene Ontology annotation, cellular component: membrane. Gene Ontology annotation, biological process: sensory perception of smell; G protein-coupled receptor signaling pathway. The record is from RefSeq and is a predicted model, not a curated record.